AUGGGACCCAAAGCUAAGGUAUUCGUCCCUCUCUAUGUGUACCCUGCACCCGGGGCCUGGACUCCAUUGGAGAAUGUGAUCGCCGAACACCCGGAUGUUAAUUUCACGGUCGUGAUUAACCCAGGCAGUGGCCCCGGCCCCAACGCCCUGCCUGACGCCAAUUAUACCCGAGAGAUCCCCAAGCUCGUCUCUUAUGACAACGUGCGUGUCUUGGGCUACGUCGCUACCACAUACGCAAAGCGGAACAUCUCGUUGGUUCGCAAGGACAUCGAGACCUACGCUGCGUGGCCAACUAACAGCUCUAACCCCAAACUUGCGGUUCGGGGAAUAUUCUUCGACGAAACCCCUCAGCAAUACAAUGCUGAUGCAUUGUCAUAUUUACAAAAUCUCACUUCUGUGGUGAAGGAUACACCUGGCCUUGGCCCGGACCACUUUGUCGUCCAUAAUCCUGGGACGAUUCCUGACUCUCGCUACCUGCCAAGUGCUGAUUCGACCGUCGUCUUUGAGGCGACUUAUGAUACCUUUCAGGAACGCCAUGGGGCCAAACUAUUCAAAGAGAUUCCUGACAGCAACCGCAGCCAGCUAUGCGCGGUGAUCCACUCGGUGCCAGACAACGUGGAAGGAUCCAACCUUCGGUCAUUAGUGAAGCAAGUGCGAACGGUUGCCGAUGAAAUCUUCAUCACACAUCUGAACACCGACUACUACGCUAGUUUUGGUGACAGGUGGACCGAGUUCGUAAAUCUGAUGGCGAAAUGA
This is a messenger RNA of Aspergillus tanneri, 756 nucleotides long. Its product is annotated as spherulation-specific family 4 protein. Bases 1 to 756 code for a protein of 251 amino acids. The transcript is spliced from 3 exons. Lineage: Eukaryota; Fungi; Ascomycota; Eurotiomycetes; Eurotiales; Aspergillaceae. The record is from RefSeq and is a predicted model, not a curated record.